GCCGCACCUCGGACAGCAGCAGCGGCGGCAGCGAGGGUCCUGCGUGGAGAGUGGAACGCGACGCGGACUCGCGGACGGGAGGCUGCGCGUGGGGACGCAGCACGCGAGGACUCGGCACAAGAGCGACUCGGGGCACGAGUGAGAGAAGGCGGUGGCGCCGGGGUCGCGGGUGACAGUGCUGAGACUUCUCAUCCCUAAGCUUCGAAGAGAAGGCACUGUAGAUUCAAAGAAUAAAAUGUGAAGGUGCUUUGACCGGUCUUCAUUCUCCGGAAACCCGGACCUGGUGCGGGAGACUCAGAUUGCGAGCAAGAAGAGAUUGCUGCCACGAUGACCCUGAGCAACACUGUGGGUUCCGUGCCACACAGCAAGAGGGACUGAAGGUUCAUAAGAACAAAAAUAGCAGUCAAUGAGAGAAACAAAAGGACUGGGCCAUCAAAGAGCAGCGUGCUUGCCCCGCUGGCCACCAUGCGGAAAGGAGUACUGAAGGACCCAGAGAUUGCUGACCUCUUCUACAAAGAUGACCCUGAAGAGCUUUUUAUCGAUUUGCAUGAAAUCGGACAUGGGAGCUUUGGAGCUGUGUACUUUGCAACAAAUGCUCACACCAACGAGGUGGUUGCAGUUAAGAAAAUGUCCUACAGUGGGAAGCAGACCCACGAGAAAUGGCAAGAUAUUCUUAAGGAAGUUAAGUUUUUACAGAAGUUGAAGCAUCCGAACACCAUUGAGUACAAAGGUUGCUAUUUAAAGGAACAUACUGCUUGGUUGGUGAUGGAGUACUGCUUAGGUUCAGCCUCUGACCUGUUAGAAGUUCAUAAGAAACCACUUCAGGAAGUGGAGAUUGCUGCUAUCACCCAUGGUGCCUUGCAGGGGCUGGCCUACCUCCACUUUCACUCCCUGAUCCAUAGGGACGUUAAAGCUGGAAAUAUCCUCCUCACAGAACCAGGGCAGGUGAAACUGGCUGACUUUGGAUCCGCCUCCAUGAGUUCUCCUGCCAAUUCCUUCGUGGGGACGCCAUACUGGAUGGCCCCAGAGGUGAUCUUGGCUAUGGAUGAAGGACAGUACGAUGGGAAAGUUGACAUCUGGUCACUCGGCAUCACCUGUAUAGAACUGGCCGAGCGGAAGCCCCCCCUCUUCAACAUGAACGCCAUGAGCGCCCUCUACCACAUCGCCCAAAAUGACUCCCCCACGCUACAGUCCAGAGAAUGGACCGACUCCUUCAGGAGAUUCGUUGAUUACUGCUUGCAAAAAAUACCUCAGGAGAGACCAGCUGCGGUGGAACUGUUACGGCACGACUUCAUUCGGAGGGAGCGGCCACCACGGGUCCUCAUUGACCUCAUACAGAGGACAAAAGAUGCUGUUCGAGAGUUGGACAACCUGCAAUACAGAAAAAUGAAGAAGAUUCUCUUCCAGGAGACUCGAAAUGGACCCUUGAAUGAGUCACAAGAGGAAGAAGAGGACAGUGAACACGGAAGCAACCUGAACAGGGAGGUGGACAGCUUGGGCAGCAUCCACUCUAUCCCCAGCGUGUCAGUGAGCACAGGCAGCCGGAGCAGCAGUGUGAACAGCAUGCAGGAGGUCAUGGACGAGAGCAGCUCUGAGCUCGUCAUGAUGCAGGAAGAUGAUGGCACUAUCAACUCCAGCUCCUCCAUGGUACACAAGAAGGAUCAUGUAUUCGUAAGGGAUGAGGCGGGCCACGGCGAUCCCAGGCCUGAGCCGCGGCCUACCCAGUCAGUUCAGAGCCGGGCCCUCCACUAUCGGAACCGAGAGCGCUUUGCCACGAUCAAAUCCGCGUCUUUGGUUACACGGCAGAUCCACGAGCAUGAGCAGGAGAACGAGUUGCGGGAACAGAUGUCAGGUUAUAAGCGGAUGCGGCGCCAGCACCAGAAGCAGCUGAUCGCCCUGGAGAACAAGCUGAAGGCUGAGAUGGAUGAGCACCGCCUCAAACUCCAGAAGGAGGUGGAGACGCAUGCCAACAACUCGUCCAUCGAGCUGGAGAAGCUGGCCAAGAAGCAAGUGGCUACCAUUGAAAAGGAGGCGAAGGUAGCCGCAGCGGAUGAGAAGAAGUUCCAGCAGCAGAUCCUGGCCCAGCAGAAGAAGGACUUGACAACUUUCUUAGAGAGUCAAAAGAAGCAGUACAAGAUUUGUAAGGAAAAAAUUAAGGAGGAAAUGAACGAGGACCAUAGCACCCCCAAGAAGGAGAAGCAGGAACGGAUAUCGAAGCAUAAAGAAAACCUGCAGCAUACGCAGGCUGAGGAGGAAGCCCACCUGCUCACCCAGCAGAGACUGUACUACGACAGAAACUGCCGCUUCUUCAAGCGGAAGAUAAUGAUCAAGCGCCAUGAGGUGGAACAGCAGAACAUUCGGGAGGAACUAAAUAAGAAGCGGACGCAGAAGGAAAUGGAGCACGCCAUGCUGAUCCGGCACGACGAGUCCACCCGAGAGCUGGAGUACAGACAGCUGCACACACUGCAGAAGCUCCGCAUGGAUCUGAUCCGGCUACAGCACCAGACGGAGCUGGAGAACCAGCUGGAGUACAAUAAGAGGCGGGAGCGGGAGCUGCACCGGAAGCAUGUCAUGGAGCUUCGGCAACAGCCGAAAAACUUAAAGGCCAUGGAAAUGCAGAUUAAGAAGCAGUUUCAGGACACUUGCAAGGUACAGACCAAGCAGUACAAAGCACUCAAGAACCACCAGUUGGAAGUCACUCCAAAGAAUGAGCACAAAACAAUCCUAAAGACGCUGAAAGAUGAGCAGACGAGAAAACUGGCCAUCUUGGCAGAGCAGUAUGAACAGAGCAUUAAUGAGAUGAUGGCCUCGCAGGCGUUACGGCUAGAUGAGGCGCAAGAGGCAGAGUGCCAGGCCCUGAGACUACAGCUCCAGCAGGAGAUGGAGCUGCUCAAUGCCUACCAGAGCAAAAUCAAGAUGCAGACGGAGGCCCAGCACGAGCGGGAGCUGCAGAAGUUAGAGCAGAGGGUGUCUCUGCGCAGAGCGCAUCUUGAGCAGAAGAUUGAAGAGGAGCUGGCCGCCCUGCAGAAGGAACGCAGUGAGAGGAUCAAGAUUCUCCUGGAAAGACAAGAGCGAGAGACGGAGACUUUUGACAUGGAGAGCCUCAGAAUGGGAUUUGGGAAUUUGGUGACAUUAGAUUUUCCUAAGGAGGACUAUAGAUGAGAUUAAAUUUUUUUGCCAUUUACAAAAAAAAAAUGAAAAAAAGAAAACAAAAAAAUUCAGACCUUACAAAACUACAUUCCCCAUUUUAACGGGCGUUGCUCUCACUUCACACUCUCUCUCUCUCUCUCCCUCUCUCUCUUUCUCUCUCUCUUCCUGACAUCGUGUCGGACUAGUGCCUGUUUACUCUUACUCCAUCAGGGGCCCUUUCCUCCCCCAUAUCAACUGUCAGUGCUGGCCGGCCCGGCCGCCCCUACUGUCCACCCCCCACACCCAGUACCGGUGUGGCCCACAGAGGUUCUGGUGAAAACCUUGAAAGUGGCUUUAGGGUCAAUCAACAAACGGCGAUGGAACACAGAUGUAUAUUGCUCUAAGCAAUCUCUCAUUGUCACCAACCAGUGAAAGUAAAGCAAAAAAAGAAAAACUAAAGAAAACUAAAUAAAUACUACAUGCCAAGGGGGAGAGAGACACAAAAUCCGCAGCCUUACACCUUAACCAGCUGCUGCAUAAUUUUAUUUUAUUUUAUUUUUUUGGUAUUUAUUCAUCAGGAAUUAAAAAAAACAAAGUUUUAUUAAAGAUUGAAAAUUUGAUACAUUUUACAGGAACUAAUUGUGAUGUACAUAUGAAGUGGUAACAUAUUAUUACUAUUUUGGGGCCGGGGUGGGUGGGCGGGGUGAAGAGAGCUUGUGAUUUUUAAGAACCUGCCGGCGAGCGUUUGCCUUGCCGUCAGCCUGGUCUACUGUAUCCCGGCAUCCUCUGCUGUUGCAGACGGUGCGAAUACAUGUCCGGAACUCACAGAAUCCCAGUAGCACAAAAUUGGGCUUUGGCAAAUCAUGUAUUUUGUGUAUAGAGGGAAUCUAAGGAGAGGAAUUGCUUAUUUUCAUAUUGUAUUUUAACUGUUUCUCUGAUCAAAAUUUUUUUACUUCCUCCUCCUGUUCCUCCCCCACCCACGCCCACCUCCCCGCGGUUUCCAGUUCCGUCUCUGGAGUUCAAUGUCUUUUCAGUCGGAUCAUCUCCGUUUAUUUCUCCUUCCCCUCCCCGCGCCCCCUAUCUUUGGUCAUAAAUAUUGCAUUAUCCAUCCUUUCAAACUGUGUAUUUUCUUACAAUAAAAAAUGAUGAAGAAAAAAAGGCUUUACUCCUUUUGCAUGCACCUUAAAAAAAAAACAAAACCACUUAAACAUUUUUCAGGUUCCAAGGGAGAGCAUGGUUAACUGUCAGGGCUUUUACUUAUAUUUGUAAAUAAAAGUGUUCGU
Microtus oregoni (creeping vole) is the source of this 4412-nucleotide messenger RNA. It is a transcript of the gene Taok3, whose product is annotated as TAO kinase 3. NCBI's taxonomy places the organism in Eukaryota, Metazoa, Chordata, Mammalia, Rodentia, Cricetidae. Bases 466 to 3162 code for a protein of 898 amino acids. Gene Ontology annotation, molecular function: protein kinase activity; ATP binding. The record is from RefSeq and is a predicted model, not a curated record. Gene Ontology annotation, biological process: protein phosphorylation; execution phase of apoptosis. The transcript is spliced from 22 exons.